Messenger RNA from Sander lucioperca (pikeperch), 3827 nucleotides. RefSeq names its product BCL2 interacting protein 3 like b (gene bnip3lb). The record is from RefSeq and is a predicted model, not a curated record. Gene Ontology annotation, biological process: positive regulation of apoptotic process; defense response to virus; mitochondrial outer membrane permeabilization. NCBI's taxonomy places the organism in Eukaryota, Metazoa, Chordata, Actinopteri, Perciformes, Percidae. The transcript is spliced from 6 exons. Gene Ontology annotation, cellular component: mitochondrial outer membrane; nucleus; mitochondrial envelope. Bases 432 to 1103 code for a protein of 223 amino acids.
UACAUGGGCAAAUUGAGCUAACAACAAUCACCACAUGCCGCAUUGAUUGAAUUUCUACUUUCGAUCAAUAAUUGAUGCUAAUAGUUAAUGCAUGCCGUAGCCUGUGCGGGUGUUUGUUUUUUUUUUCACUGCUCAUUAUGUAAUUCCACUCCCUCUCCCUCUUUUGUUAUCAACGGGACAGUUUGACGUCAUCACCCAGCUCCGGGAAGGUCUGAGCAGCUCGCGGCUGCAGAGCUUCCAUCCAGACCAGCCGACGGGCGAAAAACAAACUGCAGCGGUGCUUUAGCUUAGCGAGCCGCUCUGAAAAAAAGUAGGCCAAUUGGGUCAGCUGUACUAUCGCACGUCUGAAUGUGUUCAGAUAAGGUAGUGCGCGUUUCUGCACUGACUUGAACCUUUUAUGAAACCCGCCCUGCUCACCAGGCACCACCACCAUGUCCGACGCUGCUAACACUACGUCUACAAACAACAACGGAGACUCCGGGCUAAACGGGUCCUGGGUUGAGCUGGAGAUGAACAGAGGCACAGCCAGAGCGUCCCAGUCACCCUCCACAGAUGGCCCGGCCCCGGGCCUGCUGCCCCUCCCUCAGGUGGAGGAAGAGGAGGCCAUAGUGGGGGGGCUGGAGCACGUCCCAUCUUCGUCCUCCAUCCACAACGGAGACAUGGAAAAGAUCCUGCUGGAUGCCCAGCACGAGUCGAGCCGCAGCAACUCCUCCUGCGACAGCCCCCCGCGGCCCCACAGUCCCCAGGCUGACGGACAGAUCAUCUUUGACGUGGACGUGAGCGGCAGGAGAGACAGUCUAUCAGAAGAGGACGUCUUGGACAAGGAGAGGGAUAUGGACAUCCUGAUGAAGGAUGCAGACUGGGUUGCUGACUGGUCUAGUAGACCGGAAAACAUCCCCCCCAAGGAGUUUCAUUUCCGUCACCCUCGACGCUCAGUAACACUCAGCAUGAGGAAGACCGGGGUCAUGAAGAAAGGAGGAAUCUUCUCUGCCGACUUCCUCAAAGUCUUCAUCCCCUCGUUGCUACUAUCGCACAUCCUCGCUCUGGGGGUGGGAGUCUACAUCGGUAAGAGGCUGACCACGCCACCCGCCAGCUCCUUCUGAGCCUGAAACGGAAGAAAAGUGCCUGAGAAGUGGCCAUGAAUUGUUGAAGAAAGUUUUGCUGUCGUGAGAAGAAAAAACGCCCAUGUCUUCUCCCUCUGUCCCGCCUGCCCCCCGCUUCCCUUCCUGAGAUAUGACAUGUUCUCAGGAGAAAUGCAUCUUUCCUCUCUCUCUCCCCUCCUUCCCCACCCUUUAUUUCUUGAUCGACUGUUCCUCUGACUCUGUAGAUACCCCCCCACCCCUCUCCCCCUCUCCUCCUGCCUUAUAUCCUUCACUCAUUUAUGUAAGCUUUUCAAAAAAUGAAUAAGGUCCCAUAUUUCCUUUUCCCCAGCGCUUUGGGUUUAAUGUUUAUAACGGGUGGGUUUUCAGGGAGGGUUGCAGCAUCAAACCAAACUCUUCUACUACACACUACCCCUUGAUCAUCUGACAACAAGGGAGGACUGUCCAGUUUUAGAAAUGACCACAGAUUGUGCCACCUACAUGAGUAGCCCAACAGUCGGAUCUCUAAGAGGAUUCGACCAAAUUCAGAGUCGGCUUCGCAAACUGGAAUUGUAGUCAUGCCUUUUUGAAAGUAGCCAUUUUGUAAAUUUUCUUUAAUAUAGUUUUUAUUUUUAUUUUACAACUGUGGUUUAUUGAGAAGGUGCAACGAUGAAAGGGGUUACCAUAGUGGCCAUCCUAAAUCACAAACGCUUCUGAUUUGCACUGGGGAAGUCUCCGGCUUAUAAAGAGAGAUUUCUGUGACGUUUUUGUGAUGGAAACUAGAUGUGAAAAUCUAUUCAAUUCUGCAUCCAAAUGAAUAUUUUGCAAAGUGACAAUAACUAGAAACCAGAGUGUAGAUGUGUGCUGUGCAGGCAGGCAGCGCGUCCUUCUCAGCGUGUACACUAACAGUAUUUUGUGGUUGGGCCUUGGGUAACGCCACUGUACGGUCCAGAAAUGUUCAUUGUCCACGUUGUUCUUCUAGUGAGCUUCCUGGUUUGUUUGCAACAUAUUGUAGAGCUGGUUUGGUCCUGACGGCUCAGGUCCCACUUACUUUUACUCCAGAUUGGGCUGGAUAUGACACGCCACUGUGGUCAUAUUCAAAAGGCUUCCGACCAAAAAGCUUAAACGUGAGAUUUGAAAUAAAGAGAACUUGCUUUAUUGACAUUUGUUUCAAGGAUGUUUGAGUAAAUUUAUUUAAAAGUUAAGGUAUACUAAGCAGGAUUUGUCGGUUGGUCGGUUUGUGGAGACAGCGUUCAAAGUUGGCCCCUCCUCUAGGGGAGAGAGAGAAAGCAGCGGCGGGCGCGCAAGCUAGAGAGUGAAUGGAGAGAGGGAAUGGCACCAGCGAGAACAAAGCCGUGAAACGGACGAAUAACUCGUUAUUUUCUGAUUGUUUCACGGCGAUUACAUUCUAAAGCGCAAAUAAACACACCUGCACCUCUGCACACCUCAGCGGGAAGGUUUGUGUGAAUGCAGAGCUUGUGUCAGUCGAACAGCACAAACACAGCGACAGCGAGGUGACCGGGCUGCACACUUUGCAUGCUGUUAUUAGCUGGGGGUUACACACCCACGUGGGGCCCAAAGACUGUGGUUGAUGCCCAGAAACAUCCCACACACAGCAAAAUAAGAAGAAAGGGCAGAUACAGACACCGCUACACACUUCUAGUAGGUCAUAAGUAAUGAUUGAGAGAGAUUAUUUGUGUAUUAGUCCAUAAAUAGUUUUUUAGGAAAAUGCUGCUUAUAUACCUUUUUUUCUUUUUUUUUUUUUUCUUUUUUUUUUUUUUUUAAAACUAUUUUAUGAAAGAUAAGACUUUAAAGAUAUUGGUUGGAUCAGGAGAAUUGUUUUUAACGCCACUCUUUGUUAAAAAAAAUGUCCAGUGAUAGCCAGCCCUGCUCUCUUUAACACUCCAACACGUUUACCAAAAUGUCCACAGAAAUGACUUCAUCAAGCUGCAGAUGAAGGGAACUGAUUCCAGGGUUUUGACAGGCAAAAGGUGGUCCUCAGUUUGACAUUUGCAGAUGUGCAGCGACUUCUAAUCGACUGAAGGGAGGUUUGUUUUUACCUAACAAGGCUCUGCUUUAGGUGUAAACACAGGUACUUGGCUAGCAUGUUCAGUAAGGUCCACAGCAUGAUUAAAAAGCUUGAUCUCAGACAUCAGGGGGGGUGGACUGUGGUCAGUGGUCAGUUUUGUCCCAAGUGGACCUUCCACAGCCAGUCCUGGGUCAAGUAAUAUUUGAUUUAGAAGUGUUUUUUUUUCUGCUUUUUUUUUUUUUUUUUUUUCUUGUUGCUAACUACUUUGACAGAUGUACAGGUUUUUACUUAUAGGAUGACACAUUGAGUUUCAGUUUUAAAGGUGAGCAUUAUACCGCCUGAUGUUACUUUUUUGCCUUUUCAAAAAAUUAUUUUAUGAUAACUUCCAUUUCAGUGUUACAUUUCCUGGAGAAAGAAAAAGAGAAGACAAAAAAAAAAAAACUUGAAAGAAGCAACUUCUAUGAGUGCUGAUAGUUUUUAAAAUCAAUCAUAACGUCAUAACUAGGAGGAAGAUUUUAGUUUAGCGUUCGUCGACCCCCACUUGAAGGCAUAGAUGUGAAAGUAUCUGAAAAAAUACUACUUGAAGUUAAAGUAGAAUUAGCCUCUCUUUGAAAUAUAUAUUUUUUUUAAAUAAAUAAAAGCUGCAAAUGCUAUUUGACCCAGCAGGUCGACUCAGGACGCGUUACCUUUUUGUUUUCCCUCGUACGACUCAUUAACUA